Messenger RNA from Myotis daubentonii (Daubenton's bat), 1076 nucleotides. It is a transcript of the gene TAGLN3, whose product is annotated as transgelin 3. Gene Ontology annotation, molecular function: actin filament binding. Lineage: Eukaryota; Metazoa; Chordata; Mammalia; Chiroptera; Vespertilionidae. The record is from RefSeq and is a predicted model, not a curated record. Gene Ontology annotation, cellular component: actin cytoskeleton. Gene Ontology annotation, biological process: actin filament organization.
GGUGAAAUCCCCGUGGCUUCAUUGGCUCCUUGAUUUAAACCACGCCCGGUUUUCUGCCCGCUGUGCUGCCGCGGGGCCAGGCGGCCCGGCCACCUCCAGCCCCGCGCUAUUGUGUGGAUGCCGCGCGUGUCCUCUCUUCUUUGCAGCGAUGGCUAACCGGGGCCCGAGCUACGGCUUAAGCCGAGAGGUGCAGGAGAAGAUCGAGCAGAAGUACGACGCGGACCUGGAGAACAAGCUGGUGGACUGGAUCAUCCUGCAGUGCGCCGAGGACAUCGAGCACCCGCCCCCCGGCAGGGCCCAUUUUCAGCAGUGGUUGAUGGACGGGACGGUCCUGUGCAAGCUGAUAAACAGUUUAUACCCACCUGGACAAGAGCCCAUUGCCAAGAUCUCUGAGUCCAAGAUGGCUUUUAAGCAGAUGGAGCAGAUCUCCCAGUUCCUAAAAGCUGCAGAGACCUACGGUGUCAGGACCACUGACAUUUUUCAAACAGUGGAUUUAUGGGAAGGGAAGGACAUGGCAGCUGUGCAGAGGACCCUGAUGGCUCUAGGCAGCGUUGCAGUCACCAAGGAUGACGGCUGCUACCGGGGAGAGCCAUCCUGGUUUCACAGGAAAGCCCAGCAGAAUCGGAGAGGAUUUUCAGAGGAGCAGCUUCGCCAAGGACAGAAUGUGAUAGGCCUGCAGAUGGGCAGCAACAAGGGCGCCUCCCAGGCGGGCAUGACGGGGUACGGGAUGCCCAGGCAGAUCCUGUGAGACGCUGCAUCCGUCCCCAGUAGGGAGGACGGAUGUUCCACACCACGGGCCUCUAUGACAAAGAAAUCGUUAGUCACCUUCUGACCUUUCUCAAAGCCUCCUGUCCCUGGUUUUUGCAAGUGCUGCAUUUCCGCUGAGAACCCGCGUUGCCUACUGCUGCCACCUCCUGUUCAUUUAGAACUAUGCAAAGACUCCGCUUCCUCCCCCUCAGCUCCUUCUUUGCCCUCAAGUCUCCGUUUGUCUGAUUAUUUAUUUAUUUAUUUCCCCAAAUUUUCCCUUCUCCACUUACAGAACACACCAAAUAAACAAAUUAGUCUUAUGUCUUAAA